UUAUGGGUAGUGUAGUGCUCUCGUCGACUGCCAUUCUUUAAGUAUACGGUGACGUCACUAUAUGGAGUGUACGUUUCUCGGUGCGAUUGGUCGGUCCCGCCUCUUUCGUUCUGUCGCGUUUCCGUGUUUGUAUCGCUGAGUUCUACUAUUCUAGGAUCAGUUUCUGUAGUCAUUUUGAAUGCGUCGACGUUAAACAGAGGGAUAACAACUGACUCUUAUUCAGUUAAACCAGCAUCCGGGAUUCGGUGAUCGUCAGCUGAUCGCUGCCAGGAUUCAUGACUGCAUUCUGAUUUGUACUGCGUGACAGAUUGAGUACAUUCAUAGUGGUUUAAUAUUAAAACAAAAAAAUGGUCACUAAUCCUCCUAAAUUAAAAGUUGCGCUCGUUGAUGAUGAAAGGCUGCAAAAUUUGAAAAAUGCAUUUGAAAGACAGUAUGGAGGAGCUCCUCUCUUCUAUGCAUGUGCACCCGGAAGAGUCAAUCUCAUAGGUGAGCACAUUGAUUACUGUGGCUUCUCUGUGCUCCCAAUGGCUAUCGAACAAAAUAUCCUUGCCGCCGUCUCAGUGAACAAUUCAGGGACAAUCCAGCUGGCCAAUGUAAAUCCUCUCUACAACCAUAUCACUGUGUCCUGUUCAGAGGAAAUAGUUAUCGACAGAGCUAACCCGAAGUGGUAUUAUUAUUUCCUAUGUGGAGUUAAAGGCCUUCAGGAGAAGUUUGGGAUCACACGUUUACCGGGAAUGUCGUGUGUCGUUGAUGGAAACAUUCCGCCAAGCUCCGGCCUGUCCAGUUCUAGUGCUCUGGUUUGUUGUGCUGGGCUUGUAACAAUGGAGGGAAAUCAGCAGUCCCUCUCCAAAGUAGAUCUUGCAGAGAUAUGUGCCAAAUGUGAGUGCUACAUCGGCACAGAGGGAGGAGGCAUGGACCAGUCCAUCUCAUUCCUGGCAGAGAAAGGAACUGCAAAACUGAUAGAGUUUGAACCUUUGAGGGCCACUGAUGUCCGACUACCUGAUGGUGCUAUGUUUGUGAUAUCCAACUGCUGUGUGGAGAUGAAUAAAGCGGCUUGUUCUCAUUUCAACAGCCGUGUGGUGGAGUGUCGGAUUGCUACAAAGAUGCUCGCCAAAGCCAAAGGGUUGAACCAAAAUGGGUUCUUAAAGCUGGCCGAGGUGCCCAGAGAGAUGAAUGCGUCUCUAGAGGAGAUGCUGGCUCUGGUGGAUGAGGUUCUACAUCCUGAGCCAUACAGUCGAGAGGAGAUCUGCAAGGCUCUGGGCAUCACCUCCCAGCAAUUCUCCACAGAGCUGCUCAGUGCAAAUACUCAACACGUAACAAAUUUCAAGCUACACCAGCGAGCCAAGCACGUAUACGGCGAAGCUGCACGUGUGCUGCGCUUUAAGAGCGUGUGUGAUUGUGCACCAACCGAGUCCAUCCAGUUACUGGGUGACCUGAUGAACCAGAGCCAUGCGAGCUGCAGAGAUCUGUAUGAGUGCAGCUGCCCUGAACUGGACCAACUGGUGGACAUUUGUCUGAAAGCGGGUGCUGUGGGUUCACGGCUGACAGGAGCAGGCUGGGGCGGCUGUGCUGUGUCCAUGGUUCCCUGUGACAAAGUCCCGUCUUUCUUGCAAGCAGUGAGGGAAGCAUACUACCUCCCUGAUCCACGUAGAGCAGCAAUGGAAAAACAAAGUUUGUUUGUAUCGAAGCCCGGAGGAGGAGCAGCAAUUUAUCUAGAGAAAUGAAAUGUCUUGUUACACAUAGCUAUAAUGCUACCUACAAUAUUUUCACUUGGACCAAAAAAAAAAAAAAAAAAAAAAGCAUGAAAACAGUAAUACUAAGGUAGCAAAAAUUCAAAGCAAAAUCUGAAUUUAUUCAGGGAAAUAAAGGGAAACUUUUAAUCAUGUUUUGAAGUAAAUAAUUUGUGCAUGAAGCAUCACUAUUACGUACAAGAACAAAUACAUUGAAGUUGGUGACAUGCAGGGCCACACUCCUGUGAAAAUUAUGUAAGAUAUUUGAAUAGUAUUUGAGACACAGGGCAUAUAAAGUAACUUUUUGAGAUAAUUUUCAUUUUUCUUCAAAAUGCUUGGUUAUGGUUAUUUGCGUGACAAAUUCCUCAUCCACCCAGUUAUUCCAAAUAAUGCAAGGAGUUGUUCUCCAGAUCUUUGCCCUCUUUGACUUGUUUGUUUUGGACAAGAAGGGAUGGCUCUGAAUUCAAGAUGUAUUUGGGUUUGUUUUUUUUAUUUCUGUUCUUUGGGUUUUUAUUUUUAUUUUAUUUUUUUUAUUAUUACUGGCCUCGACCUCUGACCACCUUAAUAUUGGGUUGGAGAACCAGGAGCCAUGUGGAUUGGGCUCUGACAUGCUCCCCCUGAAAAUCUGUGAUGAGGCACACAGCACAUAAUGUUAGAUAGAAUAUCACAGUGUAUUAUUCCCAAGACAUAAUGAAAUGCUGAAAUCAAUCACUGAAUGACAAGACAGGUUCUAAAUCAAGACAGGUUCUAUAUCAAUAGCCUCCUAUGUUAAUCAGUGGCUUCAUGUAUUGCAAUCCUGGGCAAAGUCUGCUUUAUAUUCUUUUUUUUUUUUUUUAGUAGAAAAAAAAAAAAAAACAAGUAGCGCUAUUAUAGAGAAACAUGUUCUCAAAGCACAUUAUUGGAAAUUGAUAUUUAAAAAGGUAUAAUUUACAUGAUAUCCACUGGGAGAUGGUGUUACCAAACUCGAGCGUGUCCAUUGUUACAAAUUCCUCUCUUCCUUCAAUGUUCUAAGGUUCCGUCUGCUGACAGUUUUCGUAACUGCCCCACGUGCAGAUUUUGAUUUAGAUGAAAUUCUAACAUCUGUGUGGUGCAUUUCCAAAGGAGACAAAGAGCAGCAAGAAGAACGUCCAUCAGUGAAGAAUACUGGUAAUACUUU
Phycodurus eques (leafy seadragon) is the source of this 2886-nucleotide messenger RNA. RefSeq names its product galactokinase 2 (gene galk2). Gene Ontology annotation, molecular function: ATP binding; galactokinase activity. Bases 348 to 1724 code for a protein of 458 amino acids. Gene Ontology annotation, cellular component: cytosol; cytoplasm. The record is from RefSeq and is a predicted model, not a curated record. NCBI's taxonomy places the organism in Eukaryota, Metazoa, Chordata, Actinopteri, Syngnathiformes, Syngnathidae. The transcript is spliced from 10 exons. Gene Ontology annotation, biological process: galactose metabolic process; carbohydrate phosphorylation.